Molecule: messenger RNA, 1797 nt
Organism: Drosophila eugracilis
Lineage: Eukaryota; Metazoa; Arthropoda; Insecta; Diptera; Drosophilidae
Gene: Or43b
Product: odorant receptor 43b
Exons: 2
Coding region: 2-1234 (410 amino acids)
Biological process (GO): sensory perception of smell; detection of chemical stimulus involved in sensory perception of smell
Cellular component (GO): plasma membrane
Molecular function (GO): odorant binding; olfactory receptor activity
Source: RefSeq, a predicted model, not a curated record
GAUGUUCGGACAUUUAAAACUCAUGAACCCAGCUCCUAUAUCGGAGCCAAUCAGUUCCAGAGACUCGAAUGCCUAUCUGCUAGAAACGCUUCGAUUCUCGGGCCUUAACUUGUGGAACGAUUUUGGGGUAGGUCGCAAGAUCUGGAGGGUGUUCUCCUUCACCUAUAAUAUGCUCAUACUGCCCGUGAGUUUCCCGAUCAACUAUACAAUACAUCUGGCGGAAUUUCCGCCGGACUUGCUGUUGCAAUCCCUGCAGCUAUGCCUAAACACCUGGUGCUUCGCUCUGAAGUACUUCACCCUGGUAAUCUACAUGCACCGCUUGGAGCUGGCCAACAAACAUUUCGAUGAGAUGGACAUGUACUGCGUGAAGCCGGAGGAGAAACGCAAGAUGCGCGAUAUGGUGGCCGUCAUUACCAGGUUGUAUUUAAUUUUCAUCGUGGUCUACGUUCUGUACGCGACCUCCACACUGGUUGACGGACUUUUCCACGACCGUGUCCCGUUUAAUACAUACUACCCGUUUGUAAACUGGCGAGUCGAUCGGACUCAGUUGUACAUUCAAAGUUUUCUCGAAUUCUUUACUGUGGGAUAUGCUAUAUUCGUUGCUACGGCCACCGAUUCCUAUCCAGUGAUUUUCGUUGCUGCCCUCCGCUGCCACAUACUGCUGCUUAAGGACCGCAUCGUCAAUCUGGGCGAGGUCAGCAAUGAGACUCAUUCCGAUCCGAACUUCAUGUUUAAAUCCUUGGUGGAUUGCAUCAAGGCUCACAGAACCAUGCUGAAUUUUUGCGAGGCCAUCCGACCAAUCAUCUCUGGCACAAUUUUUGCCCAAUUCGUUAUAUGCGGAUCCAUUUUGGGAAUCAUCAUGAUAAAUAUGGUGUUGUUCGCCGAUCAGUCAACCCGAUUUGGGAUUAUCACCUACGUUAUGGCGGUCCUCCUGCAGACUUUCCCGCUCUGCUUUUACUGCAACGCCAUCGUAGAUGACUGCAACGAGCUGGCGGAUGCACUGUUCCAUUCCGCCUGGUGGAUGCAGGACAAGCGUUACCAGCGCACAGCCCUUCAGUUUCUGCAGAAGCUCCAGCAGCCCAUGACGUUUACGGCCAUGAACAUAUUCAACAUUAACCUGGCCACUAAUAUUAAUGUAAGUCCUUUAAUUUUCGAAAGACAAACAAAGAAAACUCGGAAUUCUUGCAGGUGGCCAAGUUCGCCUUCACCGUUUACGCUAUUGCCAGCGGAAUGAAUCUGGACCAGAAAUUACAGAUUCAGGAAUAAAAUAACCGCACCAUAGGUAAACAUACAUCGUUUUAUGAACUUAACACGUUUUGCUUCGUAGUUUUAUAAUAAUCGUAUAUGCGUACAGUGAAUUAUGAAUAACCUAAGCUAGUUAAAACAAAACUUGAUCAAACAAUGGGUAAUAAAGAAAAUCGCUUUUUAUAUAUACCAUACAGCCCCUGCAGAAGUCUAUUGGUUGGUGUGAACCUCUCUUGUUCUCGGAAAUUGGAAUUGUAAUCUGGUUCUACAGAGGGCUAUGUCUAUGGGGUAUAUUGCUCCCUGCGGCUGGCCAUUUCCUUAAAAUAAUGCUCUCAUGUGACGGAAGAUGAAGUUAGUGACGUGUUGGCUAGAAUUGCACAUAGAAUGCCAAAGCAUGGAGUAUGUUUAGCUCGCUAACAGUUCGAAUGUUUCGGCGGCAGUUUAUUUCGGGCUGGGUAGGAGGGGGCGCGGAGGGUCUACACAAUCUCUAAGUAUAUGGAUGAUAUUUUUAAUGGCUUGCAUAGAUGAAACAGCGAAAGUUGUUGUACAUUU